CACCAGCAGGGCAAGCCAAGUCCGCCGCUGGUUCACCUAACAACUUAGCCAUCUUGCACUUCCGUUGUUUUACUCCUGUACAGGAUAGUCCGCAUCGGGGUUCGAUGCUGCAGCAAAGGCUCCCAAUGACGUGGACGCGACAUGAGCGUCGCCUCACUGGUCAGCCUGCGCCACGAUGCGGACUGGUGGGCAGCGCAUACAACCACUACUGUGCCGCCUGAUCACCUUUCAUCCUUCGACGCCUUCUUCCAUCUUGUCGACUUCCGAACACCUUGCGCCAAUAUAACCAACGAAUCGAACGAAUCGGACGAACCGGACGAGACACGUAUCGCGCGUGCCAUGAGAUCGCGCCCGAUGCGUUGCUAUGGCUUUCUUACGCCUCUUGGAGCGUAAACCGGACGGAGCCAUCGUCUUCCGCGAAACGACCAGCAGCGAUGUUCCUGCGUACGCAAUACUCUCGCAUACUUGGGGAAAGGGGGAGGUCAACUUCCAAGAUAUGGAGGACAGCGUAGACAUGGGCAAGACUGUUAGCAAGGCUGGGUGGAACAAGAUACAGUUCUGUGCAAAGCAGGCCGCAGCUGAUGGACUGCAGUACUUCUGGAUAGACACUUGCUGCAUUGACAAGAAGAAUGCGGUCGAACUUGGCGCGGCGAUUAACUCUAUGUUUCGGUGGUAUCAGAACGCCGCGCGCUGCUAUGUCUAUCUGUCCGAUGUCUCCAAACCCGACGGAGUAAACGGCGAAGGGUCCUGGAAAGAGGCUCUCAGGACAAGUCGUUGGUUCACUCGAGGCUGGACGCUUCAAGAGCUCGUUGCACCAAGGCUGGUUGACUUCUUUAGCUCAGAGGGUGAACGACUUGGUAGUAAACUGUUCCUCGAGUCAGAGAUACAGAAUAUCACUGGUAUCGCAAAGAAUGCUCUUCGAGGUAGUGCACUGUCGAGUUUCAAUAUCAAAGAGCGCAGAUCCUGGGCAGAGUGCCGUAAUACUACGAUUGAAGAGGAUGAAGCUUACUGUUUGAUUGGCGUCUUCGAAGUCUCUAUGUUGCCCAAUUACGGAGAGGGAAAGGCCCAUGCAUUCCGACGCCUGGAGGAAGAGAUCCACAAGCUGUAUAAGGGUGUCGAUUUCGACCAAUAUGCCGUCGCGCUGAACCUCGCUUCGAUCCCUGAAGCUGCGCAAUUUGUGGCCAGAGAGGAGGAGCUGUCUCAAAUGCAUGAGCAGCUUUAUGGUCAUGGUCAUACUAGCCGAGCAGCGGUAGUUCUGCACGGACUCGGAGGGAUUGGAAAAACCCAGCUAGCGAUCAAAUACAUCAGAAAGCAUAAAGAGAAAUACACAGCAAUAUUCUGGCUAAAUGCAAACGAUGAAGACUCUCUCCGGCUUAGCUUUUGCGAUAUCGCUCGACAAAUUCUCACACGUCACCCUUUGACUGAGGUGCUCUGUAACGUCGACUUGGAAGGAGACCUCAACCGCGUGGUUAGUGCAGUCAAGGCCUGGCUCAAUCUCCAGGACAAUACACGUUGGCUGAUGGUUUAUGACAACUACGACAACCCCCGAACCGCUAGCUAUUCCGACCGCUCAACAGUGGAUGUGCGUCAUUAUCUACCAGAGAGCGACCAGGGCUCAGUGAUCAUCACGACGCGGUUAGCUAGUGUUACGCAGGGGCGGCGUAUUCAUGUUCAAAAGUUGACAGGUCUUGAGGACGGGCUCAAGAUCUUAUCGAACAUGUCUGGAAGAGGAGACAUCGAAGACGAUCUCGAUGCAAAAGCGCUUGUUAUGAAGCUAGACGGCCUACCACUUGCUCUCUCCACAGCUGGGGCUUACUUAGAGCACGUGACGAUUAGCUUCGCGGAAUAUCUUCGGUUAUACGAGGCAUCCUGGUUAAAGCUCCAGAGGACGAGCCCACAGUUAGAUUCGUACCAAGACCGCUCGCUAUACACAACAUGGCAGGUCACCUUUGAUCGAGUACAAAAACAGAAUGCGGCAUCAGCCCAAUUGCUUAAGCUGUGGGCAUAUCUUGAUAAGCAAGACGUGUGGUUUGGACUUCUUCGACACGCAUACUCUGCAGACGACGAGUGGAUACAGAAGCUUACCGAGGACGAAUUGAGCUUUACUGAGGCGGUUCGACUGCUAUGCGAAUACGGUCUGGUUCAUCCAGAGCCUUCACUUGGACAAUUGUCUGGGUCGGCGGGGUAUGGUGUGCAUAGCUGUGUACACUCAUGGACAAUAUCUGUAUUGAAUGAUGGGUGGGACGAUGAUCUCGCAAGGUUAGCUCUGGUUUGUGUGGCAUCUGAAGUUCCUAGCACGGAUAUAGAUCAGUGGUGGCUCCUUCAGCAGCGGCUCCUUCAACAUGCUGCACAACAUGAACAUUCCAUUACGAACGGCACAAUAGAUAUUGUGGGAAUGGAGUGGGCACUAUACAACCUAGGCUUGCUCUACGCCGACCAAGGCAAGCUAGCAGAGGCAGAAGCUAUUCGAGCGCUGCAAGGCUACGAGGAGGCGCUUGGCUCAACACUACUGCUGUCAUAUCUACCAGCGCUGCAUUCGAUGUUCGGCUUUGGUGACCUACUCGCUGCAAUAGGUCGGGAAGAUACGGCAAAGAUUAUGUACACUCGCGCGCUAGGAGGAUAUACAACUAUUCAAGGGCCUUCUUCCAAAUGGUGCAAGCAGCUAAGGGAUCGACUCGAAACGUUGCAAGCUACGUCCCUAGACCCGAAAGACCAAGAGAAGGCUGCAGAGGUUGAAGCGACAAAGUCAAGGUCCCUAAAGCGCAUAAUUCGCAAGUUUAAAAAGUUAGAUACAGGAUAG
This is a messenger RNA of Paraphaeosphaeria sporulosa, 2800 nucleotides long. Its product is annotated as HET-domain-containing protein. The transcript is spliced from 4 exons. Gene Ontology annotation, molecular function: ADP binding; protein binding. Lineage: Eukaryota; Fungi; Ascomycota; Dothideomycetes; Pleosporales; Didymosphaeriaceae. Bases 365 to 2800 code for a protein of 811 amino acids. The record is from RefSeq and is a predicted model, not a curated record.